Messenger RNA from Trypanosoma cruzi, 687 nucleotides. RefSeq lists its product as uncharacterized. The transcript has a single exon. The record is from RefSeq and is a predicted model, not a curated record. Gene Ontology annotation, biological process: dolichol-linked oligosaccharide biosynthetic process; glycolipid translocation. Gene Ontology annotation, cellular component: endoplasmic reticulum membrane. NCBI's taxonomy places the organism in Eukaryota, Euglenozoa, Kinetoplastea, Trypanosomatida, Trypanosomatidae. The annotation marks the transcript as partial.
AUGUAUUUGUUAUUAUUAUUUUGCUUCUUUAGGCUAGGUAGGAUGGACUUCAAAGGUCAAUUGGCUUCGGCCUUGGUACUUAAUGUUACACUGAAGCUACUGAGCUUCACAAUGUCCACCCUCCUGACACGUCAGCUUGCACCCAACGAAAAUGGCAUCAAUUUUUCAAAUCAACUGUAUUUCAAUACUGUUCUUUUUCUUGCACGGGACUGUGUUCGAAGUGUGAACGCCCGGCAUGACGUGCGGGAGAGAGCGGAGGAUGGCCGGCUGGUUCUGCAGGUGAUGAACUGCGCUAUGGCCUCUCUUCCGUUGGGAGUUUUAGUCAUGAUAGUGCUGGAGCUGCUGCCUUUGUGCGGUAUUCAUGUGUUUCCCUCUUUGGCUGCGCUUUCUCGUGUGGGGGAUGUCGCUACUGCACUGGGGGAAGUCAACAAUCACACGGUAGGGUUUCCAGAGGUGCUUCUAGCAUUGAGUGUCGGUGUUUUACUGAUGGUAGAACCAUGCAUUGCCCUGGUUCUCUGCUUCGAUUACGCACGGUUUAUUAUCACCUCCGAAUUCUGGGCGUUGUUGGCACGCUUGAUAACGUGUUUGAUAUUUGUGAGGUUGUGUGGUGGUCUGGGGGGUGAUUUGUACACUGCGCGCCUGUGCUUUGCCACGGGGUCCCCUCACUUACGCCAUUGCGACUAUGAU